Messenger RNA from Caenorhabditis angaria, 1610 nucleotides. The record is from the annotation of a GenBank genome assembly. NCBI's taxonomy places the organism in Eukaryota, Metazoa, Nematoda, Chromadorea, Rhabditida, Rhabditidae.
AUGGUCAUACUUAGUAUUCGAUUGGUUGGCGAGAAGCAAGAUAGGAUCUUUGAUCACAUUGAAUUCGAUUCAGAGGUUUCUAUUUUUAUAGCUGAUAAUUUUUAUUCCAUAUGAGUUUCAGAUUUUGAUCAAUAAUCUGAAAAAAAGAAUUGAAUUGAUAACACAAAUACCUCCGGCAAUGCAACACAUCGAAUUAUAUGGAAAGCGACUUCCGUCUACUCUAACACCUCUUCAAUCAGUGGCUAACUUUGAUGAGAUUGUGGUUGUAAGUUAACUUUUCAGAUUUAAAAAGUCAUUAUUUGUCGAUUCAGAGCCAUUCGAUGUUGAUCAACUGGAAAACGUUCAUAGAAAUUAUCAAUAUAAUCAAAACCAUGACAUCUUCGGGUUUCACAUCAGCAAGGCGCGAAUUUGCUAUUAAAGCCAGAAAACAACUGUCACCUUUGAUUGCUUCAAAUUUCUUCUCGAUAUAUCCUUCAUUAGCUAUUGAAGAAAUGGAAAUAAGCAAUGAAAUGAUGUUUUUGGUUUAUAAUAUCGAAAAAUAUCUUGCGCGUUCUGCGCUCAAGUAUUUUCAAGAACGUCACAUGGAUCAAAAAGUUGAGAUUGUUAAAAAAUCGAAGGAAUUUGAUGGAAUACAUGUAUGUUUUUGCUUAUUAGCUAUCAUUUUCAUGAAUUUUCAGGUUGGAAUGUUCGUUUUUGUUGAUGACAAGGCUCUCUAUUAUGUUAAGACGUUAGGUAGCUUCCCUGAAAUAGGCGAAGAAAUCGAUUUUCCAAACUCGACAAAAAUUGAUCUUUUGGAGAUAUUCGUAUACUUUUUAUUGAAACUGAUUGGAUUAGGACCUAAAGAAGUUCAUAUCGUACCUGAUACUAACAAAGAGGAAGUUGUUUAUAUCGGAACUAGAAUGGGUAAGCAUGAGUUUGUUUUUUCUCAUACACCACAGUUUUUUAAUUGAUACCUGAAAUAUCCGUCGCGACUGAAAUAAAAUUCUCCUUUCCAUAUUUUUCGUUCAUAAUAAUUUUCUAUCUAAAAAUUUAGUUGAUGGAUUCCGAACUGCUUCUGGAGUGUCUGCUGAAAGGAUUUUUGAUAACAAAAAAUUGCCUGAAGGUGAGAUUUGGAUUGGUAUACAAGAAAAUGUUAUGAUAAUAUAUGUAUAUAAAAUUUAGAAGAAGAUAAUGUCUUCAUCGACUCCGGAAUGAUACAAGAAAUAAAAGUGUUAUCUUCAAUCUUGUGUCUGAACGAUCUUCUGAGAAACGAAGGAAAUUAUGGAAUUGUUUCUGAACCUCUUUUACAAAGCGAAACGACGGCAACAAAUCAACUUCGAAUCAUUGAUUUUGGAGUAAUUUUAUUAUUGUUGAAUUCUCUAUAUACAGUCUGUUAAUUUCAGAUAAAUUAUGCGAUGAUCUUCUCCGAUGCAACUAUUUCUUCGUCUUUGGAUCAUUCUACUUUGAACGCAUACUUCAAAAAAUGGGAUAUUUUGGAUAAUAUUUAUAAGGCAAAGGAAGAAUUUUUAAAUCAUUCUAUCUUGAAAAAUAUGAAGAACACCAAUGGAGAUGCAUUCGAUCGAUAUUUCCAACGCUUGGAAACUUCUUUAAGGAAGCUUUACGAAGAAUGA